UGCAGGGAGGAGCGUCGAGCGCGCAGCAUCCGUCUCAACUGCGUUCAAAUCCAGCCAUACACAGCACUUUUUCCGACUUUCUUCACUGAAUACACCAAACCUUGACAACCUUCCCUUCUUUAAUCAUGAUUAUCUGUGGAGACUGAGCGCCGACGGAGCGGGAAUAUAAAACCUUUGACCGCAUCGCCAAUUCACAGCAUCGGGUUUCUGCGCCAAGAAAUGAUCCGUUCAACUGACUGAACCGCCGGUAAAAGUGGAUGAGGAUUUGCUGGUCAUGCUGCGCUUAACAGCAACUGCAGAAGUCUUUAAAUAAAAAGAAAGAGAAAAUCGAAAGAGAGAAAGAGGCAGUGAGGCACCGUUAUCAUGUCUCGCCAUCACAGCCGAGCCACCAGCCUGGAGGAGAAGGGUGCCACGCCCAUUCACAAGAGCUCCACCUCUUCACACAAGAGCUCCACCCCCACACACAAGAGCGCAUCCUCGUCCUCUUCCUCUCAGAGAGACAGUCGACAGGAAACGGAUAGCUGGGAGAUCAUUGAGGGGCUGAAGAUCGGACAGAGUCACAUUCAGAGACCUGAGAAACAUGAAGGUUUCAUGCUGAAGAAGAGAAAAUGGCCUCUGAAGGGCUGGCACAAGCGUUUUUUUGUUCUGGAUAACGGGAUCCUCAAAUACUCCAAGUCUCCUGUGGAUAUUCAGAAAGGAAAGCUUCAUGGCAGUAUAGAUGUGGGACUGUCUGUGAUGUCCGUCAAGAAAAGAGCUCGCCGCAUCGAUCUGGACACAGAAGAGCACAUCUACCAUCUGAAGGUGAAGUCUCCAGACGUUUUUGACAUCUGGGUGUGCAAGCUCCGCAAUCAUCGCUUGUUCCGUCAGAACGAGAUCGUCCGCUCUCCUCGUGACGCUACGCUACGGACUUUCCCUCCGUCUGCCAGCGCCGAAUCUCCCCAGACCACCCCCUCCAGCGCACACCAAAGCAAGGUCAAACCCGGCAGUCUGUCGUGGCAGCUUCCUCCGUCCUGUAGUAAUGGUCAGAGCAAAGUAGCCGCUUGGUUACAGGAGUCAGAGGAGAUGGACAAGUGCACAGAAGAACUCGCCUACUGUCAGUCUAGUCUUCUGGAACUGAAUCAACUGCUGCAAAGUCUGGAGAUCCUUCAGAGGACACAGUCAGCUCCAAACUUCACCGACAUGCAGAGUAACUGUGUUGAUUUGAGAAAGAAAGAGAAGCGAGGCAGCAGAAGAUGGAGGACUAAAAGUGUCAGCAAAGAUGCAAAAUUACAACUGCAGGUCCAGUCCCUUCUUCAGUCACACAGUGUGAAAGUUCCGUUGAGCGCCAGUAUGUCUCAAGUGCGUCUCCACUCCUCGAACCCAAACCUGUGUGCGGAGCUGGGGGAUUUUCAGACCCCCGUCACACGUCUGAUCGACGGCGCCGGUGACUACAUCAAACUGCAGGAGGAUUUCUGCAUCGUCGCUCAGAAAGUGCACUCUCUGCUGAAGUCGGCCUUCAACACUGUGGCCAUAGAGAAAGAGAAGAUAAAGCAGGUGUUGCUGGAACAAGAGCAGACCGGCCAACCAUCACACGUGAUGACCCUUCGCCGCUCGCUGUCACAGGCCUUGUCGCAGAACGUUGAGCUGAAGAGCCGUCUGAACCGGAUUCACUCCGAGUCGGUUCUGUCCGAGCAGGUCGUGAGCGUGAACAUCAUCAGCAGUCCAGAUGAGGCAGGUGAGCCGCUCCACGUGGGCGUCCCUCUGUCCCAGCAGGUGUCCAAUGAGAGCAGACUGUCAAUGUCCGAGUCUGUGUCUGAGUUCUUCGACGCUCAGGAGGUUCUUCUGUCAGCCAGUUCCUCAGAGAACGAGGCCUCUGAUGAUGAGUCUUACGUCAGCGAUGUGAGCGAUAACAUUUCAGAGGACAACGCCAGCGUCACAGAUAGUGUUUCCAGACAGAUGCCGAACGGAGAUCUGACCAGCGGUGCGCUCCGUAACGGGAGGCGUUCGUGUCUCCCGGCCCCCGCCCCUGACACGGCCAACAUUAACCUGUGGAACAUCCUGAAGAACAACAUCGGGAAAGACCUGUCGAAGGUGUCCAUGCCGGUAGAGCUGAACGAGCCGCUCAACACGCUACAGCACAUGUGUGAAGAGCUGGAGUACACGGAACUGCUGGAUAAAGCCGCUCACACGGACGACCCAUACGAGCGCAUGGUUAUCGUGGCAGCGUUUGCGGUGUCAGGAUACUCGUCCACCUAUUACAGAGCAGGAAGUAAACCCUUCAACCCGCUGCUGGGAGAAACAUACGAGUGUGUGCGUGAAGACAAGGGCUUCUGCUUCUUCUCUGAACAGGUGAGCCAUCAUCCGCCCGUCUCCGCCUGUCACUGUGAAUCACAGAACUUCACCUUCUGGCAGGAUGUCAGAUGGAAGAAUAAGUUUUGGGGCAAGUCUAUGGAGAUCCUGCCCAUUGGAACCAUCAAUGUCAUGCUGCCCAGUUACGGUGAUCACUAUGAAUGGAACAAGGUGACGACAUGUGUUCACAACAUCCUCAGCGGGAGACGCUGGAUUGAACAUUACGGAGAGAUUACCAUCAGAAACACACGCAGUCCAGCCUGCAUCUGCAAACUCACCUUUGUUAAGGGAAAUUACUGGAGCUCUAAUGUGAAUGAGGUGCAGGGAUCUGUGAUGGACCAGGACGGCAAAAUCAUUCACAGACUGUUUGGCAAAUGGCACGAAGGUCUUUACUGUGGGGUUCCACCUUCGGCUAAGUGCGUCUGGAGACCAGGUUCGAUGCCCACAGAUUAUGAGCUGUAUUACGGCUUCACCAGGUUUGCCAUAGAACUCAAUGAGCUUUUCCCAGAGCUGAAGGAACUUCUGCCACCGACAGACGCCCGAUUCAGACCAGACCAGAGGCAUCUGGAGGAAGGUAACGUUCAGAUGGCGUCAGCUGAGAAACACAGAAUCGAAGAGCAGCAGAGAAACAGGAGGAAAUGGAUGGAGGAGAACGACAUAAGACAGCACCCACGGUUCUUCAAGAAGGUUGUGGACAGUAACCAGAGGGAGAGAUGGGUGUCCAACAACACAUACUGGGACCUGCGCAAGGACUCUGGAUUCAUGAAACUAGAGAACCCUCAGCUGUGGUAGAGUCCAGUCGCUACAGACGCUUACUGCGCAGACGUCAGCAGAAGAGGACCGGCCCGGAGACUUUCCUCUAGAUUCUAUCCGCAGAACACAACAUAUCAACCAGAAACGACUCUCCACAUCGUCACGUCCGUCAUCUCCAUAGUAACGCACACAGAUGCUGCUGUCGUCAGGGCAACGGUUAGAGCUGUCCACACGAAGCCGGUCGUCCUCCCUCAUAUGUCCUUGCCUUAAGAAUUCGCUUCUCAACGACAGUUUUCAUGAAACAACACGAUAAUGGGUCAUGACGUCUAGAGAACAUUCUGCAUGUGUAGAUGGCAGCUUUCAUUGAAAAUAUCACAAACCAAAACUGCGUUUGGGGAUAUUUCGGUCAAACGAAUAGCUCGGACAGUUAAUGGAGCGCAGUGAUUGGCUGAUGAGCGUCUCUCUUGAGAAGAGUGAAUGUACUGUGUUGCGGAUGCUUUCAUGCGUGUGAACACCUCACAUUUCAAACCUUUCCAAAGAAUCAAAGUGAAUGAGUUGUUAUAGUAACCUGCUGCUGAUGCUGAGAGACACACAACAAUGUGCAGCAGAGACACAAAAGAGACCUCCCUCCCUCCCACCCUCCGUCUGCAGCUGCUAUUUUGUUUUUCAUGUAUUAAACUCAACUGCAGAAAUACUACAUGUACAGUUACGGUUGGCCCCAUCAGCCAGCCGCCGUCCAAUAAACUGCUGCUAGACAGGACGUCCCGCCCCAUUCAGGCACUGCACUCCACGUGAUGCCCCAAUGACCAGCAGAAGUCAAGGGUCACUUUUAACAUUGAAACCAUAAAACUUCAUUGUACAGACAGUGUAAGGUGUGAAAACUCUGCAGACGGCAGCAGUGGAGCCUCCGCUGGCGGUUCAGCGUAAUUACAUUCAUCACAAUCUUGGCUAGCAAAGGCUUUACUGCAUCACACUGUAUACGCUCUACUGCACUGUCGUUAAAAACAAAUGUGUUAAAUUACUGUCACGUGAUGAUGUAAUUCAGCGAGUGUCGUGCAGGUACCACGUCAUCAAUGCGCUUGAUUUGCAUUUGAAACAAUUUGUAUACAAAUAUUUUCAGUUUGCGUUGUGGGAAACGGUAUUCUAUGCAGGAUACUAUAUUGUGAAUAUGUGCAGAACACUUUCAUACUAGGCACAGUAUGCUUUCUGUCUGUUUAUCAUUUAUCCGACAGUCAUGACUACUAAAAACACAAAAUUUCAUGUCCAAAAAUGGAAAGUUUGCUCAUGUGACACAACACUGUAGCAAACAGACCACUGGUGCAUACUGUUAUCCAUCCAUAGUAGGCAGUGUACAGUUUGUAGGGCACAGUAUGAAGCAGUAAUAGUUGUGUAUUUAUAUUCUGAAGUUCUUGUUCUGGAUGGGACGUCAGAUUUGCUCGUACUGUCAAUCAACCUCGUUCAUGAAAAUCACCAUUCUUAGAUAAACGCGUGAAUGGAAGGUUGUUUUACACCAACAUCACGGCGGAUAAAGAACUGCGCAGAUUCUAAUAGUUUUUUGUCUAUAAGCUGAAGUCAAUGAGAUUUUAUUCGCUCUCUUGUAGUUUUAGUGUAAUGCUGGUAGAUGAGUGAAAAAGCCAAACACAGUGUAGAGACGGUGACGGAGCAGAUGGUGUCUCCUGUAUCUCACUGUUUGAGUCCUUCACUGUGCCUUAACAUAUGUAUAAAACCAUAUCCACACAAACCGAGCAGCGUCCAUCACUGAAAUCUCAACACGCUUGAGCCCGUUUCUAAAAACUCAUCAUAUACUGGACCGAUGUGAAGGACGGAGAGACUCGUGCAGAAUUCAUUUCUUUUACUUUCACAGAAAAACCAGGGUCUCCAGAAGUACACAAAAGUUUGGAAAAGAUUCUUGAUUUUUCAGAAGAUUAUUUAUAUCAUUGGUUUUCUCUGUUGCAUGAAGACAGCGAGUGACGAUCUCUGAUGCCUUAUACAGAUGUUGAUGUUCUGUACAGCAGGAACGUGUGACUUUGGUUGAGAUGUUUUUCGUGUGUUCACGGGUGCUUGCUCUCAUAGAUGACUGCUCUUGUUAAGACACCCAUGAUGAAACCUCUCUAGACCUGCUGUUUCACAUUUACAUCCAUAUAAAGAGAUACAUAUUUAUGUUCAAAGCCACUAUUGUGUGUCUGCUGUUCAUUAAUAAUCACAAAACAGUUGUGACGUUUCUUAAACGAAAUGUCUUCAACUAUGAUGAAGACAUAGGAUCUUGAAAAGGCUCUUUUGGUCUCCUGGUAUUUAUAUCAAUCAUUAUUAUGUAAUGUUAAAUCAAGGUAAGACACAAACACUGAUAUCAUUGUACUACUAAAAUAAUGUACAAAGUUUAUUUGACUAGCAUCUGUGCUACUAAAUGGAGGAAAUGAAAAUCCACAGGACUGAAACACUUUGUAACUUUAGUUUCAUACAGUUUCUUUUCACGGUAAGUGAUUUUCCACAUUUACUAGAACUGAACUUAAGCAAAAAAAAAACUCAAAAUAAAUACUAAAACCAAGUCUGCAAUCAAGAAACAUUAGGUAAAGAACUGAGCAAAUAUAGAUUAGGUAAAGCGUUUAUAGCAAGUGACAUUCAAUUUUCCUUAUAUAGCGUUUUUCACUAUGUGCAUUGUUCCAAAGCAGCUUUACAGGAAAAAAAGAAAAGGUAUAAACACAGCGUAUGGUGUUAAUAGAACAAGUGAGAUCAUUCUGAUCAAUAAUAUCUAAAAUCAGCAGUCUCCCAGUGAGCAAGCCAACACGGCCCCGUGGGGAGGAACCCAAACUCCAAUGAGAAAUAAAUUAACAGAAACCAGACUCAGCCGGGAGGACCAGAUCUCCUCUGCCGUGUCACAGCUGCACUCAGUCACUUUGAUUAAAAGUUACAGAGCAAACUUUUAUGGAGCUUUAGGGAGAGCUUAUUAGUUGUGAUUUAGGAAAUUUAAUUUGUUGGAGACUAAUUUUGUGAUCAAUAUCACACAAAAGAGGAAUGCUAUAAGCAGAGAAAAUACUACUGGCAUAAUGUAACAAUGUAAACUCAAACUCCGGUCAUGUGAUGUAAGUUUAUCAUUAAAUAUCAAGUAUUGUAAAUUUAGCAUUAGUGAGGAGUAUUACAUAAAAUAAAUACUAAAGACUGUAUAGAUUGCUGUCUGACAGCACGAUAAUGGGAACAAGCGUAAUGGUAAACUUGUUUAAUUAUUUCAUUUAAAAACAAAGUGCCACUACAAACAAAUAAAAACAAUAAUUCAUGAUGUUUGCGCGGUCUGAAUCAGUAAGCUAACAACAACAGGUGACAAAUGCAUGAAUGUAACGGGAGCUCUGAAGCCUCUCGCUCGACUCAGAAUCUGAUCCUUCAUGACUGACCCUGGAGCUCGUGCACAAAGAUGUGACGCUCACACCGAGAGCAUAAUAUAACCUUCACAGAAAAACAAUGAGAAACAUUUCACAAACAAUAUCCACUAUAAAAAAUAAAUACAGUGAUGCAUUUACAAACACACUUUAUGAAGUGACAUGGUGGAAGGAUCUUCGUUCCCUCACAGCUGAUUUGUCCAGUGUCGGUUGGCCAAACUAGUUUGCUAAAACAAAAGCUAAAAGUCUUGUGGUAUAAGCUGACCUAAACACAGCUAUGUUUAUUAAAAGUGUAGCAGUAGAUGCUUCGUGUCAGUGUCACACAGCUCAUGUAAGCUUCAGGUCAGUAACAGAUUACAGAUUCACAACGAGCACAAGACUUUCUCAUUUCAGCUUUCUGUCGACCUGCACGUCUGUUUGCAUUACGCUUUUAAUAAAGUGACAAGAAGUUGAUCCUU
Messenger RNA from Triplophysa dalaica, 6910 nucleotides. RefSeq names its product oxysterol binding protein-like 6 (gene osbpl6). The transcript has 24 exons. The record is from RefSeq and is a predicted model, not a curated record. Gene Ontology annotation, cellular component: intracellular membrane-bounded organelle; perinuclear endoplasmic reticulum; plasma membrane. The coding region runs from base 364 to 3120 and encodes 918 amino acids. NCBI's taxonomy places the organism in Eukaryota, Metazoa, Chordata, Actinopteri, Cypriniformes, Nemacheilidae. Gene Ontology annotation, molecular function: cholesterol binding.